Protopterus annectens (West African lungfish) is the source of this 1032-nucleotide messenger RNA. Its product is annotated as trace amine-associated receptor 7a-like. Bases 1 to 1032 code for a protein of 343 amino acids. The record is from RefSeq and is a predicted model, not a curated record. NCBI's taxonomy places the organism in Eukaryota, Metazoa, Chordata, Ceratodontiformes, Protopteridae. Gene Ontology annotation, molecular function: trace-amine receptor activity. Gene Ontology annotation, cellular component: membrane. Gene Ontology annotation, biological process: G protein-coupled receptor signaling pathway. The transcript has a single exon.
AUGAGUGCAUCUCUGCCUGAAACUGCAGAAAGAGUCGAGUACUGCUAUGACAAUUUGAAUGGAUCCUGUAUAAAAAUGCAGCGUUCAUCCAGUGUGAAAAUGUCUCUCUACAUUCUGUUUGGUUUUGGUGCAGUGCUUACAAUAAGUGGAAAUCUACUAGUAAUAAUUUCAAUCUCAUACUUCAAACAGCUGCACACUCCAACCAACAUUUUAGUCCUCUCACUGGCUGUAGCAGAUUUUCUGUUGGGACUUACUGUGCUGCCGUUCAGUAUUAUUAGGUCUGUUGAAACUUGUUGGUUCUUUGGGGAGUAUUUCUGUAGAUUUCACAGCUGCUUAGAUGGACUGUUUGGUAUUGCAUCUAUUUUUCAUCUGUGCUUUAUUUCUAUAGAUCGGUAUUUUGCUAUUACUAUCCCUUUAAAGUAUCCACUUAAAUUUACUAUGUCCUUUAUCAUCUGUUUAAUAUUAUCAGGAUGGAUAGUAGCAUUUGUUUACAUAUUUUCAGUACUAUACUUAAAAGCAAAUGAAGAAGGACUAGAUGAAUUUGUUACAGCUAUCUCAUGUUAUGGUAGCUGCCAGUUUAUAUUUAAUACUAAAUGGGGACUAAUCAAUUCUCUUAUCUUUUUUGUUCCUUGUUUCUUAAUGAUGUCACUUUAUACUAGGAUUUUUAUAGUUGCAAGAAAACAUGCCAGAAAAAUUGAAAUCAGUGAAAACAGAGUAAACAUUUCAAACAGUAGCAGCAAUAAAACUAUGAAAAGGGAGCAGAAAGCUGCUAAAACACUAGGGAUAGCUAUGGGUACAUUUGCAUUAUGCUGGCUGCCAUUUUUUAUUGACACAAUGAUUGACAGCUUUCUCAAUUUUAUUACACCUUCAUUUGCAUUUGACAUAAUUGUAUGGAUUGCCUAUUUUAAUUCAUCACUGAACCCUUUAAUCUAUGCUUUCUUCUAUCCUUGGUUUCGAAAUGCUACUAAGCUUAUAAUGACUUGCCAGAUUUUAACUGUUGAUUGCACUAAUAUGAAUAUAUUUGAUAAAUAG